AUGACUUUGAAGAGGAUUCCACCUUCUCCAGCUCAAUCCUCUGACGGAAAACUCCCUCAAUCCUUUGACUCUGGAAUCUACCAGAGCUACCCCAUCAUGUCUGAAGACAUGAGCCAGUCAAUGCAUUAUGGCUCUCCUCCUCAAUACUACCAGCCCACAAGCAACUUCUCCAGCCUGCCAUCUCACUCGGUGAUCAUGUCUGAUCCUGCCAUGACGCCUCCUCCAACUGGCGAUGAAGGGUCUCCCUUCAUGGCGUCUCCUUCUCUGAGCUCAGCAGGCUCCCCUCCACAACGUCUGCCUGCUUAUCGUACCCGCUCAGGCGGAACUCCACGGGUCAAGAGGAAGCAAGUUCGGCGUCAGAAGAACCGCAAGGACUCAGACAUCGGCUUCAAGCUAGAUGGACCCAUCAGUCAAUUGACUGAGGGCUUCACCUCCACUCCCAUCCGUGACAUGGUUGCCUGGGUCAACCGAUCUCCUCAAGCACGCCGCGAAGAAGUUCGGAGCAAGAAUGGAAAGAUCUCUCGACCCAUGAACGCUUACAUGCUCUACCGUUCUGCUUAUACCGCGCGCACCAAGCUCCUGGUUGGUGCCAAUAACCACCAGAUUGUCUCCAAGGUCACCGGUCUCGGGUGGCACAUGGAGCCUGCUGAGAUUCGCAGGAAGUACAAUGAGUUGGCUCGGAUUGAGCGCGACAACCAUGCCGCCACACACCCAGACUACAAGUUCGCUCCACUCAAGAACAGCACCAACCGUCGCGACAGCGGCCUUUCCUCCACAAUGCCAUCACACAUGACCGAUGAGAGUGGCUUCUCCGACCUGGACAGUGACUUUGGCAGUGUCCACAGACCUCUUUACAGCAGCCAUUCGCGCUCGAACAGUUUCGGGGACUCCUACUACCAUGACAGCCGGGCUUCAUCUCCAUUCGAUGGACCAGACAUGAUGAUCCCGAACUACAUCCAGCAGCACCCACACUGGUCCAACACCAGCCACCCAGUGGGCAUGUCCCACGGUCUACCCACCAUCUCCAAAGUCGAAGACACCUUUGGCCCCGUCAGCCCACCCCAAGACAUCAACUACGAAUCUACCCUCGCUGGACUUCCAGGAGCCACACACCACGAGCUCCUCGAGCCCCAGCCCCAGAUCCAAAUGAUGCACGGUCUGCCCCUCGGCGACAUGGACCCACGUCUACUCACCCAGGACACUGAAGCAGAGUCCACAAUGGCAACAUAUGCUUCUCCCUGCUCAUACCCGGCCUGGGACGAGUCCUCUACACCCUACUAUCCCGUUGCCUCUGCAUCAUCCCUGCCUCCCACCCCUGCACCUUACUCGCAGGGCAUGGACUCCUACCUCCCCAGCAUGCAAAACGUGGAAGGUCGCGAGCAAUCAUGGGAUCUGGCUCGCCAUGGACAGACUAUCCCCGAGCCAACCGCUGGUGAAUAUGACUUGUGGUGUAACACCGAGCCAUCGCAAUACUAG
Molecule: messenger RNA, 1476 nt
Organism: Penicillium olsonii
Lineage: Eukaryota; Fungi; Ascomycota; Eurotiomycetes; Eurotiales; Aspergillaceae
Source: the annotation of a GenBank genome assembly